Messenger RNA from Salvia hispanica, 1328 nucleotides. It is a transcript of the gene PPAN, whose product is annotated as PETER PAN-like protein. Gene Ontology annotation, molecular function: rRNA binding. Gene Ontology annotation, biological process: rRNA processing; ribosomal large subunit assembly. NCBI's taxonomy places the organism in Eukaryota, Viridiplantae, Streptophyta, Magnoliopsida, Lamiales, Lamiaceae. The record is from RefSeq and is a predicted model, not a curated record. Gene Ontology annotation, cellular component: preribosome, large subunit precursor.
UGUUAUUUCAUCAGUUCUAAUUGAAACGUAAUUCAACUACACAAAAACCUAAACCCUCCAUAUCCUUCUUCAAAUAGCCUGCGCCAUCUCUUCUUGAUUUCUCUAACGAUGGCUCGAUUUCGUAAAAAUAAGAGGAUUCCCUUUGUCAGACCGAUUGGCAAGAAGUUGCCUUCUUCUGUAGACCAUGUAACCGGAGAUAAAAUUCCCAAGAGUUUCGUGUUUUCUCGCGGCAAAUUGCCCGGUGUUCUUAGACAAUUGCAGACGGAUUUGAGAAAAUUGAUGCUUCCUUACACUGCUUUGAAGCUCAAGGAGAAAAAGCGUAACAAUAUCAAGGACUUCUUGAAUGUUGCUGGGCCGAUGGGUGUUACGCAUUUCCUCAUUCUGUCGAAAACUGAUAGCUCUCCCUACCUGAGGGUAGGUCGGACGCCGCAGGGUCCGACUCUUACCUUCAAGAUUCAUGGAUAUUCACUGGCUGCUGAUGUUAUCAAGGCUCAACUGCGCCCGAGAUGUCAUAAAGAUCUUUUCCAGAAUCCACCAUUGAUUGUGCUAUCUGGUUUUGGGACGGGAGAGCAGCAUCUAAAGCUUACUACCAUAAUGUUUCAGAACAUAUUUCCUGCUAUUGAUAUAAACACUGUCAAACUUGCGUCUUGCCAACGGAUUGUGCUGCUCAGUUACAACAAAGACACAAAGCUUAUUGAUUUCCGGCACUACUCAAUCAGAUUACAGCCUGUUGGAGUGUCUCGAAGAGUAAGAAAAUUCGUGCAGAAUCGGCAGGCGCCUGAUUUGAGUGGGCUUCAGGAUGUCAGUGAAUUCCUAACAAGGCCUGGUUAUGGGUCAGAAAGCGAAGUGGAUGAUGAAGCAGCAACUGUAAGUCUACCAACUGAUCUUGGUAGAUUGAACCGGGCAUCAAACAAGAGUGCCGUCAAGCUUCAAGAGAUUGGGCCUAGGAUGACGCUUCAGCUCGUUAGAAUUGAGGAAGGAUUAUGUUCUGGUGGAAUAAUAUUCAGUGAAUUUGGAGACAAGAUAUCGAGCAAGACCGAGAAAACCGAAAUUGCAGCUGAGCAAUCUGAGGAUGAUGAAGAAGAACAAGACGAUGAAGACGAAGAACAAGAUGAUGAAGACGAAGAACAAGAGGAUGAAGACUAGCUCCUGUUACUAUCUACUCCUUGCUACUUUCCGUCUUGUUAACAGAGAAGGAAUUCAUUGUUUCCUAACGAUUUACAUUCUGUAAUUUUAGUCCAUUUCGGCUAAUUUUGUUGAAGCAUGAGGUGUAUUCCAAGAAAGAACAGGGCUCAGUACUAAAUGUUACUACAAUACAAUUUUUAUCA